Molecule: messenger RNA, 819 nt
Organism: Rhinocladiella mackenziei CBS 650.93
Lineage: Eukaryota; Fungi; Ascomycota; Eurotiomycetes; Chaetothyriales; Herpotrichiellaceae
Exons: 2
Coding region: 1-819 (272 amino acids)
Source: RefSeq, a predicted model, not a curated record
AUGAUGCACAAUGAGAAUGAGCAGCCAGGGCUAGAAGUUGACAGGGCGAAAGAUACUCUAGAGGCUGACCGGACGAAAGGAGCUUUAUACGCAACCUUUUCAGCCAACAAGGACAAUAACCGCCUCGAAGACCUGAGUUACAAGGAUGUGCCGAAUACUGGUGGCAAACGCAAGUUGUGGAAUAAUCCCUUCGGCCUCCGACCAUUUUGGUUCGGUGUGCUUACUGCUAUCGUUACGAUGAUUGUUGUUGGCGCCGCCAUUGGCGGUGGCGUAGGUGCAGCAUUGGCCGAUUCAUCAUCUAAAUGCCCGUCCGGAUCGCAGAGCGCCUCGCCCUCAGAGCCAGAUGGUGUUAGAAUGACCGGAGCCACAUCAGCUUCUUCCAUCUCAGCGACGAUAGACGUAACACCAACGACAGCGACGGCGACAACGACGACCGGAGACUAUAUACCACUAGCACCCUCGGAGGUCAAGCUCCUGCAACAUCCUUGCCCCACAGAAAACUACCUCUACCAGAUAAAUGACGACCCGUUUCCUGUCCAAACGUUCAAGUGGCAGUGUGAAACUGCUUUCCUCGGUAAUGACAGGGGGGAUGUGGGAAUAACUAUAAUGCAGCUCUCGGCUUACACCGCAGAGCAGUGCGUCGAAGCCUGCGGCGGACUAAAUGUUUGGCGCAAUGAGCAGAUCUGUUCUGCUGUUACCUUUCAAGCAUCAAUGUCCUCCGAAUACAACGUGGGUAGAGGCAACUGCUGGCUGUUCAAUGGGACGGACGCUACAUGGGAUGACCCGGGUGCAAAGACUUGCAUAAGUGCGUACAUGUAA